Molecule: messenger RNA, 799 nt
Organism: Paramecium sonneborni
Lineage: Eukaryota; Ciliophora; Oligohymenophorea; Peniculida; Parameciidae
Source: the annotation of a GenBank genome assembly
AAAUCGAUGACCUUUCAAGUAAGUAUUAGCUAAAUAUAAAUUAGAACAAUAAAAUAUGAAUUUAGUAAAUGAUUACAAUUAUGAUGAAGGAGCUAUAGGUUAAUUAUUUAAAUUAAUAUAAAUAUAGCAAUUACCGGAUCUAAAACAAUGUAGUAAGAUCCAAUAAAUGAAGAAGUGAUUUGUAAAAAUAUGUAUCUCAUAAUUAAGAUCAAAAAACUAAUAGACCCAUCAAUUGUUGGCUAAAUUGAAUUAGAAAAUGAUGGAGUUCAACUUGAUGAACAACCAAUAUCUAAAGUCAAGAAAACUAAUAAAGUAGUCCCUCUUAUAGAGAAGUAAUAUCAAACUAAUUUUGAAUGGGAAAGAGAUCGCAAUUAUAUUCUUCAAUAGAUUAAUACAUUUGAUUAUGACAAAAAAUUUAAUAGUAAUUUUAAUCAUAAUAUUACAAAAAGAGGUUGACAUCUAUUCAGCAAUCAAAGAAGACUAUAAAUAGAGUUUCAAGAUCUCUAGUAGUGCUAUAUUAGAAGAUAAGAAGAGAGAAAAAGAAUUUUAUGCAGAAUUCAGAAAAGUUUAUUCUAAUGUGAGAAGAUUACUCUAAUAUUUAUUUGAAGGAUUAGAAUAAAAAAAAAGUGAAUAAGUUAUUAAAGAGUAUACUGAAACUCUAAAAUAAGAAAUCAAAGUUAUUAGAAAUAAAAUUUAUUAAUUUUAAGUAUCUGCUUCAGAUAGAGAUAAGUUUAAAAGCAGCAUCCUAUAUGAAGAUUUAUAAAAAUAAUUUGAAAAGGCUAUUAAUGAGACUAUCUGA